AUGGCAAGCUUUCCAGAAACCUCAGAUUCCUACCCCAUUGCGGUGACCUCUUACGACACAGCGCUAUGUGUGCUGCCACCAAUCGAACAGUGCGAACACAUCGACAGCUUACGCGAGCUUUACGACAUGGCAUACGGGAGAUGGCCAGCUCAUAUUAACCUUGUUUAUCCUUUUGUUUCACCCGAGCAUCUGUCUCAAGCGCGACAGCAGAUUCAAGCUCAGCUUCAAAGGAACGUGGACUCCAGUAGGACAAGGCGCAUCAAGCUUGACUCGGCGGGGUUGAUCAAGCAGCGACACAACAGCACAGCAAUCGUCCAAGAGCCUCAAGGUUCUUCAGAUGGACCUUUGAAAAAGCUUCGAUCUUUAGCCUUGCAGGCCCUCGGUCACCGACCCAAACCGCACAAUUUCCACUUGACGAUCGGUCAGACUGAAGAUAAUUCCGUGUCUUCGCUUGAGUUUCUGCUCUCUAAAGUGCGGCUACUGCCGACGCUGGAAUUCGAAAUCGGCUACUUGGCCAUCCUGGUUCGCGAGCGGAUGUCGGGAGAGCAUUCGGUGAACCGGAUGCGUUUGUGGGAUUUGGUCAAUGUUAUUCCUCGAGGAACUGCAAAGAUGACUGCUAUACCAGAUUAUUGGCUCAAAUAUCCCCUUGCUAGCUCUGCCGACAUGUAUCAAGACGCCGACAGGGAUGAUAUGUCUGAUUCAACGACAGCUUUCAGCCGUGCCAUACAACCUGGUAGGACCUUCUUCUUCGACAAAACACUCAGUCGGUGGUCAAGGACGACAAACUUUGGCCGAAUCCCUAACCAAACAGCGCCUCUCACGGUAUCAAGCUACAAUGUCUUGGUCGACUCAGAAUACCCUCCAGCACAAGACCGCGAUCAUCUACUUCUCAGUACCUUGCAAUCGGACUCGGCAAAAGCAGACGUCUUGAUCUUACAAGAAGUAUCCGACUGCUUCCUGUCCUCUCUGUUAAACAACGCCAAAAUUCAGAACCAGUACCCUUUCACUUCGCAUGGACCACCAAGCCAGUCGGAUAUUGGACCUUUGCCGAGUCUUCGGAAUGUGAUAGUGAUUAGUAAAUGGCCGUUCCGCUGGGAGUUGGUUCCUUUCCAAAGAAAGCACAAAGGUGCCAUUGUUGCAGUAUUCGACACUGUCGUGCCUGGUGGUUCUUUGAUUGUCGCUGGUGUACACCUAACAUGCGGCCUGACUGACGGCUCCGUUGCCGCGAAAAAGGUGCAGGCGCAGAGUUUAAUCAGACAUCUGACCCAUCACUACCUUAAUUCUCCAUGGGUAAUUGCUGGAGAUUUCAACAUCGCCACAUCCACACACACGAUACACCAAGCGCUACAGAAUAAGUUGAUCUCCAGCCAAACAAACAAUACACUAGCUGCUAUCGAAAGCCUGCUAAGUGAAGAUGGGCUUGUAGAUGCUUGGCUUGUCGCUCGAGAUGAGCAGUGCAGUGAGGCGGAUGGUGAUGAUGCUGAUAGACUGUUCGAUGGGGAGCAAGGCGCCACAUUUGACCCAAGGAACAAUAUGCUGGCGGCGGCGACUUCUGUAACAUCCCACAACCGACCUCAACGAUACGACCGUAUCCUUGUUCGGCCACAGAGGGCAUUGCGUAUUACUGGCUUCAACAUGUUCGGGCUUCCUGCAGAACUAAAUGGGGCUAGCGUAGUUCCUAGCGAUCACUACGGAGUGAGAGCUUCUUUGCAGCUUUUGAAGCCGACUGAACAGCUGUCUCCUGAUCAUUGCGAGACACUCAAUAGCCUCAGAGUGGAGCUUCGUCGAGUUCCUCACCUAGCUACUCGGGAACUGGUCUCCGUUCUCUCAAGACAUUGCAUGUUCCUGACUGAGGAAGAGAACACGAGACGUCGAUUAGCUUUCGUUUUACUUGAGGAAGUAGUUCUUGAAAAGUCGCAGAAGGGGUACCCAAACACAGCAGAUAUACCGCUCGUUAUGGUGGCAGUGGGCUCACAUGCGAUGAAUGUGGACACCGCGGGUUCCGACAUCGACUGCCUUUGCAUCGGUACCAUAAGCUCAAAAACCUUCUUCAAGCUUGUGCGCCAACGACUGCAUAAGGCUGAAAGCCAAGGUAUUCGCAUACUCCGGAAAGUCGAGGCAAGUACAGGAACCAUGCUCGAGCUUUCAGUCAACGGUGUUCCCAUGGACCUACAGUAUUGUCCAGCAGCCCGAGUUGUGGAAAGAUGGUUUGAGUUUGACAAUUUGCCUGCGUCUGACCCGAUCUUCAAUUUGUCGAUUCUCUCUCUGCGGAAACUGAAGCCUUACCGUGAUCUGCUGUACAUCAAGCGUACCAUACCGGACCAUGCUACCUUCAGCUUGGCAUAUCGAUGCAUCAAGCUCUGGGCCACGCAGCGUGGCAUCUACUCGUCUAAGUUUGGCUUCCUGGGUGGCGUGCACAUCACUCUAAUGCUUUCUUGGGUUUACAAACGGAUUGCUCACGACAUCGACACUCAAAAUUCAAGUCCCAUUAGAACUGAUGACUUGGUGACAUCUUUCUUUCACUAUUACGCGAACUUCAAUUGGGUAGAUGACAUCGUAUUCGACGCCUUCUUUCACAAGCAGAAACCACGCUAUCAUCGCACCGCGCGAGAGCCUAUGGUGGUGCUUGGUUUCCACGCGCCAAAUUCCAAUGUUGCACAUACUUCUACAGUAUCUGGACUGUCACUACUUGUACAGGAGUUCAAGUCCGCAAGUCUACGAUUAUCGGAGCCCGGUAUGACUUGGCAAGACUUUUUCGAGCCACCUGGCAUGCAUAGCUUCACUGGCAUGGACCUUGGCGAGACACAGUUCUUACAGCUUUACAGAAGCUAUGUAAGUAUCGACAUACAGUUCUGGGGUCGUACCUUGACGAAAGGCAAGAGCCUAGUCGGUUGGGUGGAGUCUCGAUGUCUAUCGUUGGUUGUUGAUAUCAACAAGUUUUUCUCCAACACUGAAGUUCGAUUAUGGCCCGCACGCUUCACGAAGUCUGGCUCAACGGCUACCAGUGACAACAAUGAUUACCAUGGUUGCUAUCUUAUCGGCCUUCAGAAGGCCACAACCGUGCCAUUGGGUAUGAGCAGCUCUGAUGAGCGGAGAGCAGCAAAGCAGUCUCUGGAGAAGGUGAUCGAUAGGUUUCUCACUCAGCUCCGAAUGGACGAGAAGAACUACGAUACAAGCACAUCCUGGAUUGAUGCUUCGCUGACCACACAACACGACAUCCAGACCCGAGAGCUCCGACUGGACGACCGUGAAUGGGGUGACUAUGCAAUGGAGAUUGAGCCCGACUCGGACGACGAAGAAGGAUUGGACGAGUUAGACGAUGAAGACGCCGACCUUCCCAAGCUGCCUGUCCGAUCUAAACCCAGUUCAACAUCGACACCCGUGUCUACUACAAAGCUGCGACCUGCCUCCGAUGUACUCAAUCGACUACGCUGGGAUCCGAAGCUUGAUCCAGCUGACUACAUUAUUGGCUACGAAGACCGCUUCCUUGGCACGCGAGAAACCAGUCUAGAGAAGUGGAAGACUGAACAAACAGAUGAGGAAUUCAUCCCGCAACACCGCAUCUUGUACUUCCGACGGAAGUUCAAUAAUGAGGGAGAUGGUAGAGGGGAGCUUAUCUGGGAACGAGCAACAAGAAUCGAUAAGAUAUUCGGUAGCGGCGCUGGUUUUGGAUCGUAA
Molecule: messenger RNA, 3678 nt
Organism: Ascochyta rabiei
Lineage: Eukaryota; Fungi; Ascomycota; Dothideomycetes; Pleosporales; Didymellaceae
Exons: 3
Coding region: 1-3678 (1225 amino acids)
Cellular component (GO): nucleus
Molecular function (GO): RNA binding; poly(A) RNA polymerase activity
Source: RefSeq, a predicted model, not a curated record